CGAGAGUUCAUUUGCCGCCAUCCCUCUAGUAACUAUUGAGCAUUGUCACGCAUGCGCACUUUGCAAACCAGUCAAGAGACACCGGCUCUGUGAUAGCACGGAAAGUUUUGUAGCCUGCAACCGACCAUGUACGCCUGUGCAAAGAUCGCUUCUCCCUUGUCAAGGGCAUUGGUAAGCCGACAGAAUCAGAUUGUCAGACCAAUCAGCACUGCCUUCACAAACACAAGGACACAGGAAACGACACCAUGCAGCACAGUCGCCACCAUGAAUUCGGCAGCACCAUUGUCUGUGUUGGCAUCCCAGAUCCGUAGUUUCCAGACCAGUGUAUCCAGGAGAGACAUUGAUCAGGCUGCCAAGUACAUUGGUGCUGGAGCAGCUACAGUAGGAGCAGCCGGAUCAGGUGCUGGUAUCGGCAGCGUAUUUGGCUCUUUAGUAAUAGGAUAUGCAAGAAACCCAUCCCUGAAACAACAGCUUUUCUCCUAUGCCAUUCUAGGAUUUGCUAUGAGUGAAGCUAUGGGGCUCUUCUGUCUUAUGAUGGCUUUUUUGCUGCUGUACGCCUUCUAAAUAAGGUGGUGAUUAGGACACUUUUCAAAUGUAUUCUGUUAUGAUAAAAAGAUAACCUAUUCUUUAGACCGAAAAGUUUGUGAUUGAAGAUUUUGUGUCACUGCACUAUUAUAUUCCUAGAGACUGCAGUUAAGUUUCCAAAGAAACGACUAAGGUGUGUUAGGGGAUCCCUCCAGAUGACCAGCUUGAUCGAGUUCUUUGUAACUACCUGUAGUUCUCCUGAAGUCACAGCAUCAGACAAUUAUUGUUAGGGUUUGAAAUGGAUUUUGUUUGAUAUUUACGCUGAAAUAAGACUUGCACCGGGUACUAAAUGGAAAUAUUGUCGUGAGGUCGACAUAUGUGGCCUAUAUACAAUGGCCCGUUUCAUGUGGUUUCUGAGAGGGAAAAAAAACUUGUAUAGAUAAAAUCAUAAAAUGUUUGUUUGUUGCUGACUAUAGAUAAGGUGAUUGUCGUCAGCCUAUGAGAAAACGUUGCCAAUAAAAGGUAUGUCGAGUUAA
Lingula anatina is the source of this 1061-nucleotide messenger RNA. RefSeq names its product ATP synthase lipid-binding protein, mitochondrial. Gene Ontology annotation, molecular function: proton transmembrane transporter activity. The record is from RefSeq and is a predicted model, not a curated record. NCBI's taxonomy places the organism in Eukaryota, Metazoa, Brachiopoda, Lingulata, Lingulida, Lingulidae. Gene Ontology annotation, biological process: proton motive force-driven ATP synthesis; proton transmembrane transport.